Molecule: messenger RNA, 626 nt
Organism: Onthophagus taurus
Lineage: Eukaryota; Metazoa; Arthropoda; Insecta; Coleoptera; Scarabaeidae
Source: RefSeq, a predicted model, not a curated record
UUUUUGUUUUCGAGAAGGUAAACAUCUGCCCAGUUACGCCUCACAUUUUAGGAGCAGAAUAGUCUUUAGUUUUCGUGUUGUAGUGUACACCUCGCGGAUUAUAACCUUAAAAAAGAACUAAAUUAAUUAAUAAUUAUUUUUUAAUCCGGGUGAAUUGUUCGUCGAAAUGAAAGUGCCUAAAAAAAAUCAACAACCAAAUUGUUCGAGUAAAUCUAGUCGGCAAAGAACGAGAAAACAUGGAAAUAAAGAUAACAAUAGCAAAGAAAAAGUGGAUGAAUUACUGAGAAUUUGUUUACAAAAAGUUUGCGAGUUACAAAAAGAUUUGGAAAAAGACGAAUUUGAGGAUACUUUUGAGCAGGGCUAUUCUGCUUGCGCGAAUGAAGCAAUGAGGUUUCUAACCGAGCAAGGACUCCCAAAUAAUCACCCCAUCAUGCAAAAUUUAGUAGAAAAAUUUUUAAACCCAAAACCAUAAUUUAUCAUCGUCUUUUUUUGUAUUCUAGUCAUUUAUUUAGAGACUGCUUAAGGAUUUAUUAGAAUUUCGAUUUAAUCUAGUCAUUUAUAUCAGUAGAUUUAAGAAAUUAAAAACGAACUAGUCAUUUUUAUUAAGAAAUUUUUUGUAAAAUAAA